Molecule: messenger RNA, 2972 nt
Organism: Clupea harengus (Atlantic herring)
Lineage: Eukaryota; Metazoa; Chordata; Actinopteri; Clupeiformes; Clupeidae
Gene: slain2
Product: SLAIN family member 2
Biological process (GO): cytoplasmic microtubule organization; microtubule nucleation; positive regulation of microtubule polymerization
Cellular component (GO): microtubule plus-end
Source: RefSeq, a predicted model, not a curated record
UUCCCAGUUGAUUUUUGCCUCAGUUUGUAACUGGGGACAGUAAAGAUGGCGCCGAUGCAGCCAGUGUGUAUGAUAGCCCGAGAAGAUGACGACGAUUAGCUCAUUAACUCUUUUCGGCAGUGAAGUGUUUUCAGUGUAAACUUUAUUCAAGAGACUUCUAACUCCGGGUGAAUACUUAAUCAACGUCAUAAGACUGAAAAGAGUCACAGAAGACUGCUACCAUGGAGGACAUCAAUUCAAAUAUAAACGCAGACUUGGAAGUGCGGAAGCUCCAAGACUUGGUGAAGAAACUCGAACAGCAGAACGAACAGCUCCGGAGUCGGUCGUCUUUACUCUCUUCGACCGGUGGGAUGUCAGCGAACACAAGACCUCUAAGCGCAGGAUACGACUCGCCCUUGACGGGAGCGGCGGCAGCGCUGGCCGGCUAUACUGGGGUGGGGUUCGGUGGAACGAGGGGCUACGGCGGGCUAUCGGAAAACUCCCGUUGUUUGAGCCCCAGGCUGUCAUAUCCUGGAAUGAAUUAUGGGGGUUCAUACGAUAGCGACGGUGCUUGGGCUGCCAUUGGCACUGGUGUCACUUCAUAUGAUAACGACACUGGGGAUUUUUAUAAAGACGAGGAAACUUCAAUACUUGAUGAAGUGGAAAUCCUCGACCUAGAGGACAUGGAUUGUCUGAACGAAGACGACGACAGCUGGCUGUAUGAGACCAAACUGAACAGCCCGCUGCAGAAGGCCCUCAGCCCCAUGGUGUGGUGUCGCCAGGCCCUCGACAACCCCAGCCCAGAGAUGGAGUCUGCCAAACGCUCACUCAUCCACAGACUAGACCUCACCAUGUCAGCCAACAAGCGCCGGAGUCUGUAUGGAAACGCCUACAGCCCACAGACAGGCUACGGCAGCCCCUAUGGGACAAACGCGGCCAACAGCCCGUACAGCAGCGGCUUCAACUCGCCCUCCUCCACGCCCUCCAGAGUGCCCGUCGUCAAGCAGCUGGUGCUGCCCAGCAGCGCGGGCCACCAGCGGAACUCAGCCGAUAGGAACCCCCCUCCGGUGAGCCCCCAGUCGUCCGUGGACAGCGAGCUGAGCACCUCCGAGAUGGACGAGGACUCCGUGGGUUCCUCCACCACCUACCGCCUGAACGACGUCACGGACGUACAGAUCCUGGCCCGCAUGCAGGAGGAGAGCCUGCGUCAGGAUUAUGCGGCGAAUGCGUCCCGGCGCAGCUCGGGCUCGUCCUGCCACUCGCUGCGGCGCGGCGGCAGUGCCUUCAGCGACCAGGAGCUGGACGCCCACAGCCUGGAGGACGAGGAGGACGCCCCCGGGCACCUCCCUGCUGCCUACUCCCACCACCACCACACCGCCCUGCCUGUGGGGGGCGCCAGCCGCUUCAGCCCCUCGCCCCGCCACUCGCCCCGCGCCUCGCCCCGCUCCCGCUCCCCGGCCUCCCGCCCCACCCACGACAUGUCCAACCACGGCAGUCGCGCCUCCCCUCAGCCCGCCAGCAGCAGCAGCCGGCUGCAGCAGCCUCGACACUCUCUCCAGGGGCACACCCAGGGCCACGCCCAGGACCCGCAGGCCAACGCCAUCAAGAACGAAGACAAGCUGAGGCGGAGCCUUCCGAACCUGACGCGGUCCAGCCCGGCCCACAGCCCGGCGCCGCCCGAGCCCGUCAGGAGCAGCAGGAGCGUGGAAUCCAACCUGCAGGUGCCCAACGGAGGCUCGCCCCGCCACCAGAGCCAGUCUGCCAAAGCCCAGCACCAAAGGUACUCCGCCCCUCCUGCCCGCCCCUCCCCGAAAACCAAACAGCUCCUCCAGAGCCCGUCGUCUCUACGAGUCUCCUCUCCCAGCAAGCUCCGGACCCCGGCCACGCCCUCGCCCCUGGCCCUGAGGCAGCCGGUGAAGGCGGUGUCCAAUCCUAGCCCGGGCUCUUCCACUAGCUCCACCCCCACCCGCUCCCUGGGCCCCCCCGUCCGUAGCGCUCUGCCCCGCCCCAGUGGCUCUGCAGGCGGAGGCAUCCCUGUGCCCCGCAGCAAGCUGGCACAGCCUGUACGCAGGUCUCUGCCGGCCCCUCGCACGUACAGUGGCAUCAGGGAUGAGAGCUGGAAGGAGGGCUGCUAUUGACUGCACAAGAACAACCCCCCCUCUUCCCUUCCCCACCCUGAGACACAAUAAUGCUGCACUUUAGCAAAAACUAAAUACAUGUCUAAGACAGAGAAGAUAAGAAAAACGGAAGAAAAUGAACUCAGACUGAAUUAAACAAAUCCAAAACAAACAAACAAACAAACAAACAAACAAAUAAAUAAAUAAAUAAACAGAGAAAUGAAUAUUUCCAUUCAAUCAUGAGGUUGUGGAACGGGGGACAUGGUAGCGGCAGACAGGCCAGAGCAUGCCAAAGAAAACCAGCAGAGCUCCGGACGCCAUCGCCACCAGGGGGCGCCAUUGCUAAACAGAUAGCGCCCGCUGUGCCAUCAGGUUGCAAAGUAACUAAUAAACAUCGACCCCUCUCUCUCUCUUCUCUCUCUCUCUCAUAUAUCCCUCCUCCUCUGAUGUGUUUUUCCUGAUGUCAUGUCUUCAUCAGAAAAGACUCGCCUUUCAUCUCUCGUCGGGGUGUUUUGCUGAGGGGAUUCACGUGGGCUCUAAUGUUCCAUGAACGUUGUGAUAUGGUUGGCCUUAUUGUUUGCAGUUGUUGAAUGCGUGCCGUGGAGGCUGUCGUGAAAUCGUUUUCAUAGCAGGUUUCCUUCUGCAAGAAUGUGUUCAUAUCUAUGUGACAAUUAUUUAUUUGAAAUUGAUAUUUAAACAAAAAAAAGAGCUUUCUUUUUUUUUGCUGUUUUAUUUCAAAAUGUAAUCAUGUUCAGUAUUCUCUUUUUUUCGUACAUUUUUCAUAUGAAUUAUUUUUGUAAUGCUGAAUUUGAACCUCACUUCAAAGCUAAUUCUCCAAAGCGUUUGGAAUGGACUCACCUGUAAGAAAUGUGUGUG